AUGAAUCUCAUUUAACAAUAAUGAAUUACUUUUUCCCCAACCCAAUAUUUGCAGGAGAAGAAGACAUGAAACAAUACCCCAAUACAAUAGAAGUCGCAUAUUCCGAUACUUUUCAAAGUGAAGCGUUAUGCUCAACCGUUUCGGGAAGCGUUUCAACGCGUUUCUUAAGCCCACCACAGACCGCAAACGUUCCGCAAGCACCGUAACCGGUGUGUGGAAAGCUUUACACAAACGCUCAAAUGUUCGCCUUCUUAAUAAGCUUCAUUGUUAGGGGUUGUAAAGCGGUCUUUUAAAGACACAAAUGUUGACAGGCUUGUUUUGGUGUUUCCUUGCAGAAAAUCUUGACCCGUUUCUAGGAAUGUUGAGACGAAAGUUGUUAGCUGCUCGGCGGUGUAAAUCCCAACCGAAUUAAUGACCGAAUCGACGGAACGUGUAUGUAGUCCUUUGUAAAAGAUUGCUAAUGCUGUUGCGAGUUUGAGUAACCAAACAGGAACAGGGCCAGCGGACAAAACCUCAAGCGAAUCCUCUGCCCCAGUGAAGACUUGGUAGGUGUUCGGACGUGCCACGAUAAGAAGUUUGACCAUCAAAUUAGAAGAAGGCUAAUACGCAACGUUUAUUGAGGUAGUGCAUGGAUACGAAAGCUUAGUCUCACCGCUGGUCAAAUGUCAAAUUCUUUGCGCGAACCGAACGAUGAUGGAACAUCUGUGAUGCGUGACAUUCAACCAGCUUCCCAAUCGUUGUCGGUAUCGGCUUCCGCAGCAUCUGUCGGCUCCUCUGGAUUGUUCGGCACGAUGAGUGCAUACGGAACAGCGGAUGUGGAUGGCGGAAGCGAAAUACUGGAGGGCUUCCUGUGCCCGAUCUGCAAAUGCGAUCUACGCACGCCGGAGCGACUGACAGUGCAUGUCGAGCAGGAGCACUCGGAGGAGCAGGAUUUACUAAAGUCGCUUCGCGAAAUCUUUAGCUUCGCCAAGAAGAAGAUCCUGAACCUGGACGAGACGGCAAACGAGCUGGUAACGAAAGGGUUGGACUCGGUGGGACGCCACCCGCCUGACAGCUAUCGUCCAGCGAUGGCAUCUGGCAGCAACAUGAACCCGCUGCUGAGCGGUAAUCAGAGCGUUGGUACCAUACGCGAUCAUUUGCCGUUCUUCAAAGCUGUACGCAGUCCGCGCCUCGAGCGCUACGCAUCCGAGACCAACAAACUCAUCAUCAGACUGGACAAGUUGCUCGACCGCUGUCCGCUCGAGCCGGACCUGAAGAAGCGACACGAGCAGAGCAAGGUACCGUGGAUCGAUGGUAAGUUGGUAAAACUGUGCCCAAGCUGCGCGAAGGGAUUCGGCAUUACUCGCCGGCAGCACCACUGUCGCGUCUGUGGGUCCGUGAUGUGCGAUGGAUGCUCCCGCUAUCUCAGCUUCGAAGAUGCGCGUAACAUUGUGCAGCCUAACAGCAGCAGCAGCAGCAGCAGCGGCACCAAUGAUGUACCGAUUACCGUGCAAACAGCAAACGACACCGGUGCAGGUGCAGCGACCGAAACGACCAACUUCCGGGUGUGCGAACACUGUCUGCACCUGCUGAUGAACCGGAUGGAGAUGCAGGAUUCCCGACUGGAUCGGCCUCCGAUCACCAAAUUUUAUGAGCGCUUGUGCCGCGAGCGGGAGGAUAUCGAGCCAGAGCUGCCGCUGUAUCAACGGAUGCUGGACAGCUUGUACGAGGGUAACGUCGUGUAUCGGCUAUCGGACGCAUCGGGGCUGCGGGAGAAGAUUGGCCGCAGUGCAGAGCGGCUGGACGGAGUAAGCAAGGCGGUACUGGCGCUACCAUUUGCACCGGGCAGCCGCGAGGAUGCACUGCGAAAAGCAAUCCGCCUGGCGUGCAUUGCGUAUAUUAAGGAGCGAAUGCUCUCGCUACCGCCACUACCAGUUGAGGCGGAAAUAAAGCGCAUACAGCAGCAACGACGGCAGGAGACAGCACGGCGGCUCGAGCAGGAGCGAUUGAUGGCUCUCGAGGCUUACGAACGCUAUGAGCAGUUGGCCGGCGAUAACGCAUUCUCCGCUCCCCACAACAGCAGCUCAAGCUCCUCCAGUACGGCGUCUACCGCCGAGAUGACGAAUGGACGUUUUGGUAUCAUAUCGACGAUGGACAACUGGAGUGGUACCCUGGCCGACACGGUGACGGAUAACUCGGGUGCCGAUCCGCUCAUAGACCAGAUUAACAUCGUGAAGGGUUACAUUAAACAGGCACGCGAUGCCCGCCGCCUCGAAGAAGUUGCCACGCUCGAACAGAACCUGAGCGAGCUCAUGCAAGAGUUUUCCCGCAGACAGCGUUCGUCAUCCGUACCAGUCGAUCCUGCUGCAUCUGGCGCGAACGCCUGAUAACUAACCUAGCGUCCCGCUCUGGUUCUAAGGUUGGUUUUAUGUGGCUAAUCAUUAGACAGCUGAUAGUUACUACUGCUGAUGACCGGCACCAGCCCAGUGAUCCGAGUGAAAGGUUGCGAGCUCGUCGCUGUAAUGAAGCCACUUUUUUCCUAU
Messenger RNA from Anopheles darlingi, 2522 nucleotides. RefSeq names its product rabenosyn-5 (gene Rbsn-5). Bases 663 to 2366 code for a protein of 567 amino acids. The transcript has 2 exons. Lineage: Eukaryota; Metazoa; Arthropoda; Insecta; Diptera; Culicidae. Gene Ontology annotation, molecular function: metal ion binding. The record is from RefSeq and is a predicted model, not a curated record.